GCCAGUACGAGUCUUGGACCGCCUCCAAGCAGAAGACCACCAACCUUCGCAAGGCCUUGGUCAAGAAGAACUCCCGUGGCACUGUCAGAGGUCCUGGUUCGGCUGCUCCUGUCCCGUCUUACAACGAAAGCGGCAAACCUUGUAGCAAUGGCUGCCAACCCUCCACCACCGGGAGUCUGUCAGAAUGGUUUAUGUGGCAUGGACGGCAACUCUACCUGGCAUUGGACUUUCGCUCAUGGCUUCUAUCUGUGCGAUGCAUGCUAGGUGCAUGCAAGGGAGAACAACGAUGAGCUUCGCACCCCAAGACGCCACAAACGUGCCUCACGCAAAGAGAAUCUGCCUUGCGCCAACAAUCUCUGUGGAGUUACAGCAGCCCAACGAUGGGCGUGGUCGCCAGUCAAGAACAGCCAUGUCUGCAACCCCUGUUCGAAGUGGUUCAAGAGAAAAGGGGUUUGGCCAGACAGAGCGUCCGGCAAGGAUGUGAGCAAGAAGGGAAAAGGAAAGAAGUCUUGAUUUGGAGGAAAGAGUUCUUGAUUUGGGAGGAAUCGGAGGGAA
This is a messenger RNA of Aureobasidium pullulans EXF-150, 555 nucleotides long. RefSeq lists its product as uncharacterized. The transcript has a single exon. NCBI's taxonomy places the organism in Eukaryota, Fungi, Ascomycota, Dothideomycetes, Dothideales, Saccotheciaceae. The record is from RefSeq and is a predicted model, not a curated record. Bases 185 to 484 code for a protein of 99 amino acids.